CACCUCGUGACGGACGCUUGUCGCCUAUGAGCAGCUAGCUACACCACACCACAUCGCAGCCCUCGCCCCGCCCUGACAUCAUGUUGUCUUUUCUCUCUCGCCCACUAGUUACUUCUGCUUCACGCACACUCACCACCACACGUACACUGUCCUCCACGAUGGCCGCCAAGACCGACGUCAGCACGUACAUCUUCAACCACACGAUGUUCCGCAUCAAGGACCCCAAGGUCUCGAUCCCCUUCUACGAGGAGGUGCUCGGCAUGGAGGCGAGUUGGUGCUUCCGCCAGUCGGACGGCCCCGACUUCACCAACUACUUCCUCGGCUACCCCUCGGGCUUUGGCGACAAGGCCGGCGCCACCAAGGCCGAGAAGGGCGACCUCUUCACUGGCCGCGAGGGCGUCCUCGAGCUGUGCCACAACCACGGCACUGAGACCGACCCCAGCUUCAAGGGCUACGUCUCGGGCAACGAGGAGCCCGGACGCGGCUUUGGUCACAUCUGCAUCUCUGUCGACGACCUCGACGCCGCGUGCAAGCGCUUCACUGAGCUCGGCGUCAAGUUCAAGAAGCGCCCCGAGGAGGGCCGCAUGCGCCACAUUGCCUUUAUCUACGACCCUGACGGAUACUGGAUCGAGAUCCUCGCCAACGCCCGCAACCAGGCCGGCGCUUAAACAAAAG
Molecule: messenger RNA, 675 nt
Organism: Vanrija pseudolonga
Lineage: Eukaryota; Fungi; Basidiomycota; Tremellomycetes; Trichosporonales; Trichosporonaceae
Gene: GLXI
Product: Lactoylglutathione lyase
Exons: 6
Coding region: 81-668 (195 amino acids)
Molecular function (GO): metal ion binding; lactoylglutathione lyase activity
Source: RefSeq, a predicted model, not a curated record